Cladocopium goreaui is the source of this 1701-nucleotide messenger RNA. The record is from the annotation of a GenBank genome assembly. NCBI's taxonomy places the organism in Eukaryota, Dinophyceae, Suessiales, Symbiodiniaceae.
AUGCGACGCCUUGGGCCUCUCCUGCUGGCCAGCCUGGCCAGCACGGUCAACGCAGCCAACGUGUCACAUGGCGUGUGUCAAGACACGGUUGGAUGGACCAAUGGAUACACUGCUUGUAACAACUAUGUGCCGGUGGACCCUGAUUGCCACAAAGAUGGUGUGGUUUGCCACUUUUACAAGGCGCAUCCUAGCUUUUGCGCCAAGGGCAUGAACGACCCUUGGAUGAACUGCUGCACCUGUGGCGGAGGCUCGGACUUCAAUGGGCAACGUCCCACCACGCCACCUCCUCCCAAAGUGAAAAUUCCCAGCAUCUUCGACUGGCUGCCUGGCGUGGACAGCAUGGAGAAAGAAAUGGGAAAGAUGAAGGCCAAGAUGAAUAAGCAGCUUGCGCCGUUGCAGAAAGGAAUGAAAGAGGUGUACGCAGGCUUGCGACAGCCCGAUUUCAACGCACCUCCGCAACUGGAAGGCAAUUCCAUGGCUGAGGUGAACCUGGUGGUUUUCUUCAUAGUUCUGAUGGUAACAGUUGCAACUUCUCUGGGCUAUUUGUUGGAGGUUCACGGUGAUUGCGGAGAGGCACAUCGCUCUCCUCCAUGGGCCACAGCCAUGUUGCUCAGCAGCUAUGCGUUGCUGGUCCCUGGCUUGACGCAAGUGAUUUUUAGCUUCAACAUUGUUGUGAAUGUUCUUGGGCACCGCAUUGACGUCCAACCGGAGAAGGGUCACGUUGCGUGUACCGAGACAAUCAGCGGCUUGGUGGAUCUAUUGGAACGCACUGGGUCCAGGACUGGUGCCGUGCUGAUCGUCCUCUAUGCUGUGGUGGUUCCCAUUCUGAAGCUGGUUCUCUUGGCCGUGGCUGAAGUCUUCAGGUACUCCCGCAUUCCUGGAUGUGUGAGCAUCUCCAGGAUCUGUAUCAUCCUGGUGCAAAGCAUCUCCAAGUGGGCCUGUCCAGACAUGUUCGCAUACAUUCUACUGGUGCACUUAGUGCGGCUGCUGAACAACGGUUCAUUGAUCUUGACGGCAGCGAAACUGGAUGUUGGUUUCUCUUGCUUCAGUGCUUUUUGUGUUUGCUCGACCAUCUCGUCCUUAGGCAUUCGCCUACCAGAGAUGCCGGGACAAAGUUCCAGGAAGAGCUACUGCCUGGGCAGUCCAGCGGUAUAUGCGUUGUCGAUGCUGCUGGCAGGAGCCUUUGUAUGUCUUUUUGCCGUGGGCAUUUACUUGCCAUGCAUGGCGUUGAGGAUCGACGAACGUCAGCUCUACCCACCCAAUGGGUCGGUGCCCUACAGCGCCAAACCCCUGGUGGAGUCGAUGGCCAUUCCGGAUCUCUUGAAGACAGACAUCAGCAUUUUUUCGUGCACCUCCUGGCUUCUGAGAGAAAUUGGCAACGGUGAAGCCAACAGUUUUUUUUCACUGGUGAUGUUUGGAUUCUGCGUCAUUGUGUUGACAACGGCUGAUGUUCUCUUUCUUUUCCUCGCAGCAAAGAGACUGUUUCAGAAGCAGGAUACGCCACUCAGAGAUCAAGGUCCUUGUCCCUUCUACCGGUGGGCGAAAAUUGUCCGCAAGCUGUCUAUGCUAGAUGUGUCCAUCAUGGGCGUUUACGUUAUCACUUUUUGCAUGGGCAUCUACAAGAAACAAGGCAUCGUAGUAUCAACUCGUGAAGGACCCGGGAGCUCGGUAGCCCUCAAUCUUUCUGAAAUUAUCGUCUAG